Molecule: messenger RNA, 1354 nt
Organism: Psammomys obesus (fat sand rat)
Lineage: Eukaryota; Metazoa; Chordata; Mammalia; Rodentia; Muridae
Gene: Klrg1
Product: killer cell lectin like receptor G1
Exons: 4
Coding region: 223-675 (150 amino acids)
Source: RefSeq, a predicted model, not a curated record
CUCACUGUCUGUGUGUGAGGACAGGCAAGGCACAGUUGCGAAGGCAAGUGUUUCCUUCAACUUGAGGAAGUGUCCUACGAGACCACGAGAGGAACCUGCGUGGCCUGGGUCUCAGUCCCUCCAGGCAGAAUUGCUUCAAGACACCUGAGUGUCUGGCUCUGACGCCAAGGUCUUGCUUUGGAUUGUGCAGCUGUCUCACAGGCGCGCCGCUUUCCCUGCCUCAUGAUGGUGGCUUUGGGGCUUUUGACUGCCAUCCUCGCGAGUUUACUGUUGUACCAGAGGAUCCAGUGCUGCGGCUCCAUGGACUCUGCGUGUGCCCGCUGCCCCAGCUGCCCCAACUUCUGGAUGAGGAAUGGCAGCCAUUGUUACUAUUUCUCCCUGGAGAAAAGGGACUGGAAUUCUAGUCUAAAAUUCUGUGCAGACCAAGGCUCACAUCUGCUUACGCUUCUGGACAACCAGGAAGUGAACCUGUUCCGAGAGUAUCUGGGCCCAGACUUUUACUGGAUUGGCUUGAGGAACAAUGAUGGCUGGAGAUGGGAAGGUGGCUCAGCUCUAAGCUUAAGGAUUCUUUCCAACAGCCUGAUACAGAGGUGUGGUGUCAUCCACCAAGCUGGCCUUCAGGCCUCCAGCUGCGAAGUCCCUUUGCCGUGGAUCUGUGAGAAGGUCAUUCGCUGAUGGAUGCCGCCACAUGCUGAGCCUUGGAUCUGCCCCGUGUCUUUAGAAGGGGGGGUGGGGAACCGGCUCAGUGAAUCUUUGUCCACAAAUGUAUGUUUAACAAAUGCCAAACCUGCUAUGACACGCUGCCGUUAGACAGAGAAUUAGCGUAGCCUCCUGGGGUUGGCAUUUUCCUGCUGGGCUUUCUCAGAGACUGCUGAAGUAUUUUGUUAGCCAUUUAAAGCCUAGAUCUGGGCUAAUGAAAUAGAGCUUGUUUUAAUGGGUCUCACUGUAGAAACUCUCAUCCCCUCCAUCUCUAUUCAUCCACAGGGGAAUGAAACCCUGCCAUGUUCAGUAACAUGUUACACAGAGAUCAACUAGACACAGAAAAGCACUCACGCCAUGUCACCAGAGUACAGGAAGAGUGAGAGGAUGGGAGAGGUUGAUUAACGUUUUGGCCAGACCGCUCUGUAGCUCAGCGAUGUGGCAAUAAUGAUCAACAAUCAUCGUAUGGCUACCAAUUUAUUGUGAAUUUCAAAAUAGCGAGGCGAAAAGACGAUGGAUGUUUUCUAAGGACUGGAGGAUACAUGUGCUGAGGACUCUGUGUCAGUCAUCUUCCACCUGUACUGAAAAAUCACGCCGUACCCAUCAAUGUGUGUGCUUACUGUGUAUCGAUUAAAAGUCAAAGUCAAAAAAGUCA